AUGUCGGAUACUACCAACCCGGAAGAGGUUUUGGAGACUGAAGCGGAAAUGUCUUCGUGGAGCUCAGCUUUCGACUUUUUAGAUGAGCCGGCUCAGACGAACCGACAAAACAAAAAGAAGAAAAAGAAGGAUGGACGGGACCGGCGAGCCCGCAAGAAGCCCUCUAAGAAGGCCGGCAAGAAGCUCGUGAGGAGCUCGGAUUCUGCAGAGAUUGCUGAGUUUAAUCUACAGCAGCAGGCGAGCAGCUCUAAUGAGCCUGCUACGAACAUCGUGCCAAUGGCUGAAUCAGGCAUGCAGACGGCCCCUGAGGAACUCCAGACUUCUGGAGAGUUCACCUUCGUUGCGGUGUGGCGGCCAGGACCUCCCCCACCGCGAAUUGGCAAGACACGUGCUGUUGCGAAGAUGUUAGUUCGCGCGGGCCUACGGCUGGAGCCCGGUUUCAGCUACGUGCUGAGUGUGUGCCGCGGGGAUGUUUCCCUGGCCAAUGGGAGCAGAAACCGUGAUCGCAGACGCGACCGGGAAUCAAGAUCGGUGGGAGCGCGAGCUGCUGCGCCUUUUCCCCCGCCAUUGCCUCAGCUGCCGGGAGCAGCGCCGGGAUACGAAUGGAGGCAAGUACCAGUGGUGCCGGUGCAGCCACCUUUGCCGCCUCCCUCGACACCUGCCCCGAUUGCCCCUGUUGUGCCUGUCCCUCAGCAGCAGACUACUUGGAAUCGCCAGCCCUGGCGCGGAGGAGGCCAGCAGAAGCAGGGCCAAUGGAACAAGCGCUGGAACCAGUGGCGUCGGUCCAGCCAGGGGUCGGGUGAGACUCGAGGGUCGGGCCGUCAGUCGUCUUGGACGGAUCCAGACCACCACAACAUUCAGGAGGCCACUCCUUCUGAAGUGGCAGCGGCCGACGCCCGUCGGGCUGCCAAAGAGGCUGAUCAGGACGAGGCGGACGACGAAACGUCGUACCUCGCAUCUCUGCGGAAGUCGGCGGAGGAUGAAGCGCGCGCAGACCCCACUCGACCAUUGUCAGCUCGGGAACUGGCAGAGCAAGGAAAACUGCAGUGGUGGUGGAAGAUGCCUUGGAAGGCCGUCGUCGAAAAGUUCCCCGACACGGCUGCAUACAAGGAAUUCUUGGAAGGGUUUCUUGCGAUGUCUGGCCACGACCCUAGAGCGAGUGAGAAUGAAGUGUUCAUGCGAAGCAUCACUCAUGCGCGGUCGUCGCUGCCUCGGCAGCCUUGGGAACAGCCGGCUAUGCUGUGCAUCUUCGAUCCAUUGAAGGCGGCUUUCCCUCAGGGCUUGAACUUGCCUUAUCAGGGAGUGGUCCCGGCGUCGUCUGUUCCUCAGACGGCAGCACAGCCUUCAGAUUCCGGGAAUCCGGUGACGAGUGGAUCUCAUUGUCAGGCAUGGACUCGUGCAGUCAAGGCAAAAAGAGGGCCUAGGGCCGCGGAUCGUCGUGACGAGGCGUACCGCCGGGUCCUCACAUUACUUCAUGCCUUUUCGAGUUUCUUUGACCUGUGUACUUUGAUGGCGGAUGACGAGGAGGACGGCCCGGAUUCUGUUCAGGCAGUUUUGGCAGGGAAAUCACCGAACACCAUCUUGAAACAUGUGGGUCCGGUUCGUACUUUUUGCGAGUGGCUUUUGAAAGCAAGUCAGACUCCGGAAAAAGUCUUGUGGUCUUUCAUUCAUUGUGUCCUCAAGAUGCCUAAGACCGCGGCCACCACACUGGACAGUAGUCUGCGUGCUAUCAAGUGGAGUUAUUAUACCUUGGGACUACGCGUUCAACUAGAGGUCUUCAGCAGUCCUCGAAUUCAUGGUGUGGUGAAGAAGGCGCUACAGACUAAAAACCCGUGGUGCCCGGCGUCACCCCUCAAGGUGUCCGAAGUUCUCCAGUUGCGCGCGAUCUGUUGUGAUCGCGAUAUUUCUGUCAUUGAUAGAUGCGGGGCGGCACAUUUCCUUGCUAUGCUCUACGCGAGGGCGCGAGCAUCGGACAUCCGGUGUGUCAAAAGUAUCUUGAUAGACGUGCACAACGAGGACUGGAGUUCGGGCUUCAUUGAACUAGGGACGCUUGAACACAAGACGUCUAGGCUGGACACUCAACGACGCCGCAUACUGCCUCUGGUGAUUCCCGGCCAGGGUAUUGCUAAAACGCCUUUUGGUCAGCUCCUCCUGGACAUUAGGGCUGAGGCUGGCUUGCCGAACGAUCAGGCCGAUGUCCCAUUCUUGCCGGCACCUCUGCCGGAUGGAUCUUGGUCUUCAGACCCGUUGUCUAGCAGCGAGAUCACCAGGUGGCUGAGGUAUCUACUGCCACGUCCCUCGACGGAGCAGGCCGUCAGUUCGCACUCAUUGAAGGUUACUUCACUUGUUUGGUGUAGCAAAUUCGGGAUGCUUCGCGAGACCAAGCGAGUUUUAGGCCAUCACGCGGAUGCAGCGACUGGCAGUGAUGCAGUUUAUGGGCGUGAGUUGCAGAGCGCAGCACUACGUGAGUACGUUGUCGUGCUGGAUGCAGUGGCGACGGGUAAGAAGUUCCUGCCGGACCAGACUCGUUCGGGUCAUUUCUCAUCAGGUUGGACUCGGGAGUCCAUCCUGCAGGCGGCUGCUUUUCCACAGGACUCGGAAGUCCUGCAGGCGGCGGUGGAAGAUGACCAAGAUGAGGCUUUGGCUGUGGUUUCUGAUGUUUCAGACUCUGAUGAAGAAGCCCCGGAGGAACAAUCUUUCUGGGCUCAUCCGACUAGCCAGGUCCUGCAUCGCACGACUUUGGGGUCGGCAAUGUUUUUGUGUGUGGCCGAGCUUUUGGCGAUCAUUAUCGGCGCAUUCCUAUGGCUCGGGCGCAAGCGCACCCGCAAUGUGCCAAGUGUUUCCCACGGAGCGCAGUUUGAUUUCUUAGCCUGCUCGAAAAGCCAACAGCUGUACUUAGCCAUGACGAGUUCCGUAGAUUCGGCGCCUUUCUUUGUGCAGCGCGCGGAUGAAAUCUCGCUUGCCAAGCGAGUAGUGGAUGCCUUGAAAGGUAAAGGGGUCACCACUUUGGCCCAGCUGGCCUUUUGUGUCGGACAACCGGGACAGGUGCUAUCUCAGACUGAGUUUGACACGUGGAGCGAGGCCAUGUUGGUAGGCAUCACGGUGGGCGAGAAGGUGGGGGUAGCCGAGCGGAAUGCUCGCAUGGAUCAGCUUCGGACUCAGCUCGCCGGAGUUUCGCUCACUGGACAGCUUGAGCCGAGUCAUGCAUUACUUGACAUGGCCGUUCAGCAGUGGGAGAGUCGCUGCCUGAAGUACAUUGGUCCGGAGAAGUGUCAUAGCCGCGAGGAUGAGGUUCAGAACGUUAAGCCUUUGACCACCAGUCUUUCCUUGGAAGGCGGUAAGCUGAAGGUUACGGAGGCUGCUGGUAUGGAUGAUCGUGACAUUGAGGGCUCUUUGCAGGUCCUUAAUGCCCUGCGCCGCAGAGGAGUGGCUUACGCAUUUGCUCGCUUGAUCAGUUGGGAAAGACAUGAAGCUUAUGUUUCUUCCUUGUUCAGGUAUUUGACCAAGCCCGCUCAGCCUGGAAUCAGGAAGGUGUCUCUUCGUCAGAUCUUGCGGGCUGACAAGCUUGCCUUCUCCAAGUUGUCGGAGGCAGGUGAGGAUAUCCGGGCAGAUGCUUCAGGCACUCUCCCGCUUGAUGCCGCGAUCGGGGCUAUCCUUCACGAUUAUGACCUAAUUGUAGCUCUUCUGCCUAUGGGUGAUUUGGAUGGUAAGGGCAAGAAUGCUAAUGGCCGUGGCGGGCGCCCGGGUCCUUACAGCGAAAAUGCGCCCUGGAAGGGGAAGAAUGGCAAAGGUAAAGGCGGUUGGAACUCCAAGGGCUCUGAUAGUUGGACAGGGAAAGGCAAAAACACCUGGCAGGCCAAGGGCAAGUCGCCCAAGGGCAAAGGCUCUGGAGCCGGUAAACCGGAAUGGUUGCCUGAGGGACUUCGCUUCCAGGGAGCAUCUGCAUGGAAUAACAAAGGCAACAAGGUUUGUUACGGUUUCAACCUCGGGACAUGUUCGGAUGCGAACUGCCAGAAGGCGGCUCCGUCGCCUUGCACCGCCGCCUUGGCGUCGGACGUGGAGAUGACACCUUCGGAAGAACCCGUUUCCGGUGCCGUCUCUGUAGCUGAUGUCACGGCAUCGACCUCACCGCCUGUUGGAGUGGGAGUGGACCCUGCUUCAGAGAUGGUAGAUGUCGACGAUUCUCCGAUUUUUGUAGAACCUACAGUUUUGGAUCCCCCUUCGAUGCCGAGCGCUUCGUCUGAGCCUUUUGCCUUGGAGCGCACAGAGAGCGAGGGGGCGCUCCCCUCACCUCCCGUGGCAUCGGAGGACUUUUCUCCGGCACCGCCUACUCAGGAGCCGGCCAGAGCCGUUUUGCAGUGCUUUGCAGGUCAAACUCGUGUGGCUUCGGCCUUGAUUAAGCAGGGCUAUUUUUCCUAUGGAGUGGAUCGAUUCAAGCAGAAGGCGGCCAUGGCCCCAGUGCUUCAGAUGGACUUGUCGACGCGGGAGGCUGAUGGCAGGGUGCUUGAGCAACAACCUGCCCAUGGUUCUGAGGGUUCGGUGUCUUCCCCCUUUUGGGAGAGUUUCAAUCGUUUACCAUCAGCACAGCACCCUCCGCAUAGGGUGGAGGUGGAUUGGCAGCUUUGGGACUCACAUAGCAAGCAGCGCAGCCUCGUGCGGUCUAAUUUGCCCGAAAUCCUCACUGUGCGCAGGGAGGCGGCACCUAUGGGACGUAAGGUGCAGCAGCGAUCGGAGGCGCAGACAGGUUAUCCGCCGGCUUUUGCCACGGCGAUAGCUGAGGUGUUCAUUGCAGGCCUGACUCAGCGACAGCUGCCAUGCCGCAGCCCGGCCUUAACCAACAAAUCGCUGCGAGUUUCGGCUAUGAAUCAGCCACGUGGGGCGAUGCCGGAAGUGGUGUCUGAGUGGAAGCUGGUGGUUUAUGUCCUUCUGCCACCGCAGGUUGAGGACCCGUUUGGCGGGUCGAAACGCCUCAAACAGGACUGGCGAGUCCCGCACGGCGCCCGCGUGUUGCCGGAGCUCAAGCUGCUCCCGCAGGAUUCCCAGCUUCUGUCGCGUACUCAGUCAGGGGGGCAAUUGAGCCCGCAACUUCAGCAGGAAAUGCAAAACUUGAAUGGAGCCUCAGUUUUGCGAGUGGGCAUCCCAUGGGAUCCCAUUGAAUUCAUUGCUAAAGCAGGUAAGAUUGGACACCCAUACCACAAGUUAUCCAAGUGCAACAAGGAUCUCAGAGAUCUCGUUCAUGACUUAGUACACAAACCGGGACCGGUUCGUUCUCAGAGGAAGAAUUACAUCGAGAAGUGGGCCAGAAGAGCCAAAGAGUUGGAGCCAGAGGAAACCAAGCUGAAAGCUGGCAUGUCGGAUCACCGGAGGAAGAUCCUUCAACCCAAACGUAUCUUGCUAUUUGAAGAGAUGCUGCGAGACAUUGGGUAUGACGAUAUGGGUGUGGUUCAGGAGCUCAUCGACGGAGCCACGCUGACGGGGGACAUUCCUAUCACUGGGGUGCUGGAUACCAAGCUCAAGCCUGCUAGGUUGGAUACUGAACAACUUAUAGGGAUGUCUGAUGAAAUCAGACAGCAGAUCCGGGUGAAGACUGGGUCGUCGGGUGAUAAGGAAAUCGACCAGCUGUUGUGGGAUAAGACGAUGGAAGAGGUACAGAGUGGAUACCUCUCAGGACCUUACGAUUUCGAGUCAUUGCCGAAAAGAUGUUUGGUCAGCUCCCGUUUUCCGUUGCUACAAGGGGAGAAGCUGCGACCAAUUGACAACUACUCAUCGAGUUUGAUUAACGAAGCCUCUCGGCCCGAGUUUUGUUUUGCUGCCCGCAGGUAG
Symbiodinium sp. CCMP2592 is the source of this 5823-nucleotide messenger RNA. The record is from the annotation of a GenBank genome assembly. Lineage: Eukaryota; Dinophyceae; Suessiales; Symbiodiniaceae.